Messenger RNA from Cokeromyces recurvatus, 669 nucleotides. Its product is annotated as cyclophilin-like domain-containing protein. The transcript is spliced from 10 exons. Gene Ontology annotation, biological process: protein folding; protein peptidyl-prolyl isomerization. Gene Ontology annotation, molecular function: peptidyl-prolyl cis-trans isomerase activity. The record is from RefSeq and is a predicted model, not a curated record. The coding region runs from base 39 to 533 and encodes 164 amino acids. Gene Ontology annotation, cellular component: catalytic step 2 spliceosome. NCBI's taxonomy places the organism in Eukaryota, Fungi, Mucoromycota, Mucoromycetes, Mucorales, Mucoraceae.
GUCUAUUUUGACAUUUUUGAGUGUGUAAAAUAAUAAUAAUGGCUAAUAAUAGUGAUAAACGACCAUCUGUAAUUCUUGAUACCUCUAUGGGAUCUAUUCAUGUUGAACUUUAUUGGGAUCAUGCACCAAAAACAUGUAAAAACUUUUACGAACUUGCUAAACGUGGUUAUUAUGAUGGUGUUAGUUUUCAUCGUAUUAUUGCUGAUUUCAUGAUUCAAGGUGGUGAUCCAACUGGUACUGGACGUGGUGGCGCUUCUAUUUAUGGUGAAAAGUUUGAAGAUGAAAUUAACCGUGAACUCAAACAUACGGGUGCAGGCAUUCUUAGUAUGGCUAAUGCAGGUCCUAAUACAAAUGGUUCACAGUUCUUUAUUACAUUAGCACCAACUCCAUGGUUGGAUGGCAAACAUACAAUUUUUGGUAGAGUAAGUGAUGGAAUGAAUGUUGUGAAGAGAAUGGGCUUAGUAAGAACAGAUGCUAAUGACAGACCUAAAGAUACUGUUCGUAUUGAACGUUGUCGUAUUGAGGAUAUAUAAUCUUAAAUAAUAGGAUCAUAUCUUGCAUUAUGUUCAUGACGAUUACUUAAAAGGCUAUAAAAAUAAAAUUAAUUGAAUAUGCAUGUAUUAUACAUACUUUUAAUAUUACUUACAAGUAAAGAAUUAACCCUACUAC